This is a messenger RNA of Gasterosteus aculeatus aculeatus (three-spined stickleback), 9722 nucleotides long. Its product is annotated as pecanex-like protein 3. NCBI's taxonomy places the organism in Eukaryota, Metazoa, Chordata, Actinopteri, Perciformes, Gasterosteidae. The record is from RefSeq and is a predicted model, not a curated record. Gene Ontology annotation, cellular component: membrane.
CUCACUGUGCGUGCGUACGUCCGUGCGUGUGUGUCAAUUAGUUGUUAGCUCGCGCUAGCUACCCAGUGAGCUAGCAAGUUAGCUUCUUGGAACCGUUUAACGUAGUUAGCGUUUAAUGCCGAGAAGCAGCUGUCCUUCACCAUGAGAGAAGCCCCCCCCCACGCUGCACGUCUGCCCCCCUUAACGCCGACGAGGGGCCUUUCACACCGCGACAAGAAGUUAGCCAACGACAACAGAAAAUGAACUUUUCUUCCAUUCAGUGGGUUACUACCAUUGUGCCAAAAAGUCACUCUCCUGGUUACCCAGAACGGAUCAGGCUUCAGCGGGGCAGAAGCGGUGCAGGGAGAGAGCCCACACCGGCGUAGGAAUACGAAAGGACCCCUGACUUCAACUGAAGUGGACGUAUCUCCGACCCAGAACUGUUGUCCUUGAUGAAACCGUCGUGGUUGACCUGCCACCCCCAAUGGAAGUGCCAUCGUAGACACGAGACACUGUGGCUCGAACUGCUGCACAGUGUUUUGAGCGUUUCGGCCCCCGGUUGACCUCCCACGGUGGAGAUGGGUUCCCAGGCCCUUCAGAUCUUGCGGCAGGGUGUGUGGGCUUCGCUCACGGGAGGCUGGUAUGUGGACCCACACCAGAGCACCUUCUCCAACUGCUUCCACCUCUACCUCUGGAUAUUUCUCCUGGCCUUCCCCUUUCUGCUCUACAUGGCUCUCCCCCCCAGCUUGGUGGUUGCGGGCGUGUACUCGGCCGCGGUGGCGGUCUUUUUCACAGCCGUUAAAGUGGUGAACUACCGGCUUCACACUAUGUUUGACCUCGGGGAGAUCGUAGAGAAGAAGCACGCCUCGCUCACAGCCGAAGCCCCGAGAACAGAGGAAGGAGAUGAAGUUCUGGGUGUUCAUGAUGGGAACCGGCGCCGGGACAGUCACGUUGGUGUAGAGAUGACUGUGUUUCGGAAGGUCAACUCCACACCUCCGGUGCGCUGCAGCUCCCAGCACUCUCUGUGUGGAUUGAACCAGGUGUCGGAGUUCUUGCCCCAGUUGGAGGAUACAAGAGGCCCCAACAAUAUCAGAGAGCUAAUGCGUGAACAAGGAAGCAAUAACGGGAUUGUUACGUCUGCUCACCGGGAGGUCCCACGACAGAAGUCCCAGGACACCGUCCGGACCCCCAGCGCGGUUCAGUCCUGCAUUGCUGCUGCUCUGGGAGGGGAUUUCCCAGGUCUUAUGGGAGUAUCUGGAAUGUCAGCCGGGUUUGGAGAACCUGGAGUCUGCCUGUCGAUCCCCCCUUCACCCUCCAGUCAGGAAGAUGGAGGCGAGAAAGAGCUGUUGCAGGAGUUGGAGGAGCCACCAGAACAAUUGGACAACGGGUUGGGGGCUUAUUCUCCCUUCGGCCCAUCUGCUGAAUCUGAGAGCCUUGGGGAUACCCCUCUUAGUCCACUAAUAAAGAGCAGCUUAAGUGAGGAGCUGAGUGAAAAUCUGUUGGGUUUGGGGCUCGACCCUGUCGUGUUUGCGCCCGGGACCGAGCAUGCGGGCAGCCGCAGUGGGGUGGCGCUCGCUGCCGGAUCCACAGACAGCUGCUUCAGUGCGGGCGGAGCCACCACGGACCGCGAGACGCUGAGCACCGUCAGCAGUUACCGCAGCGAAAAGACGGAUUCCACUCAGCUGGAAAGCCCUUCGUUCAGCCAGCACGGGCCUGCGGACGGACAGGCUUCUGCUUCGGCGCCAGCGGCGGGUUUUAGCGUCCCGCAGCCCUCAGGAGACCCGGAAGAAGAGGGUGGAAGUGACACCGACAACCUGUCAGACAGCGUCCUGCUGCGCUCCCCUUCCAAAGAGUUCUCCCUCAGCCAGGGGCUGGACAGGACGCUUGUUGAAGGGGAGGAUUUGUCCCCCGUCCCCUGUGACCUCGCACGGUCCCGUCCUCGCCAGAACUCUUCCCCUUCGAGCAGCGGCCGCUCGGAGGUUUGCGACUCGGACCGAAACGCCUCUGUCCCGCCCCUCCCCCCACCGCGGCAGGCCAACUCGGCGCCGCCAGGGCUGGCCCUGGGUCUGGUGUGCUCCGAGCCGGCUCUGCCCGUAUCCUCCACCCCCUUUUUACUGUCCGACCAGCCGGCCCUGCAAGCCCAGCAGGUGGUGCGCCCCAAAGACUUGAAGCUGCUGCGGGCCAGCGGCAGUAGCGUGGGCCACCGGCCGGGCCGGAGGAAAGCCCCGCGGCGGCGAGCCGGCGCCGGGAGCAGUAGUUUUGACUGCGGCUCUUACAGCCGCCACCACAGCCACAGACAACACAGAGAUUACAUCCCCGUGCGCAGCCGGCUGGGCGCCAAGGCCUACAGCGAGAGUUUGUUUGAGGAUUCCAGCGACGACGAUGACGACGACGACGGCAGCGACAUGAGCGCCGGUUCGAGCCUCGGCUCUCAGCGCCGAUACAGUUCGGAUGACGACGACGACUCCAGCUCCUCUACCUCCUGCUACUCCCCCGACCUCGCCAACGCCGCGUCCCAGCACCCGGCUGCUGCUCAACUGCCCGCCCCGAGGGAAGGGGCGUUACCCGAGAGCGCCGGCCCCUCCCACCCUCGCGCCGCUCAGCGCUCCUCGAGCACGGCCAGCGCCAAGACUCACGCCAGGGUGCUGAGCAUGGACGAGGCGGGCGGGGCCCAGGGCAACGCAGCGGCGCCGCCCUCCGCUCUGCUCGCGAUGCCCCCCGCCUCCACCCCGCCGGCCCGCACUCUCACCGUCUCCAAGUCCGACCUGGAGGCCCGAACCAUCCAUACCGACGGCUUCCCGGGGGCUCAUCACCAUCACCACCACAACCAUCACCACCACCAUCAUCAUCGGCUGGAUUCUCUUGGAGGCUCUUGGACCGGCAACCAGAUCAGUUGGCGGACAGAAGAGCUGGUGGAAGAGGGAGCCGUGGGAGGAGCUAUGGCUGCAGAGGAUGGAGGCAAACAGGACUCAGUGAGCAGUGUUAAGAGGACCCAGGCCAUCCGCCGGAGACACAAUGCAGGGAGCAACCCGACACCUCCCCCGUCCACCAUGGGCUCCCCUCCCAGCCUGCAGGACCUCCAGCGGGCGCGCACCUCCUCUCAUUCCCGCACCCGCACGCUUCCCUCGGCCUUACAGUUCGCCUCCUCGCUUCUACUGCCCCGGAGCGGUAUCCAUGAGGCCUCCACCUUCGACGAUACAACCGAGGGGGCCGUGCACUAUUUCUUCGACGAGAGCGGAGUGAAGAGGUCCUACACGUUUGGACCUUCUGGAGGCGGGUACGAGGACCCUUUUCAGGAGAGGGAGAGACAGUCCCAGUCCUCCAGCUUCACCUCCACAGAGGUGCAGGAAGGGGCUCCGGUCCUCUCCAUGCUGCAGCCCAGGCCUGUGGUUUUACAGGGCAUGCGGGGGGGCAGGGUGCCUCUGGAAAUGCCCGAGUUUGAUCUGGAUCACGAGUCGCCACAAGAGUCCCAGGAAAACACUCUGAUGAUUGAGGAGAAGGCGAAACCCAAACAGUACUAUCGCUUUUGGGUGCUGCCUGGAAAGUGGCUGAGGAUUCGAUACGAUCGACUGGCUCUCCUGGCCUUGUUGGACAGGAACCGUCGCGUGGGAGAGAACGUGUUCGCCGUGGUGCUCGCCAGCCUGGUGGCCUUCCUGGGGUUCCUCCUCCUGCUCCAGGACUUCUUCAGGGACAUCUGGGUUUUUCAGUUCUGCCUGGUCAUUGCCAGCUGCCAGUACUCCUUACUGAAGAGUGUGCAACCAGAUGCAGCCUCACCCAUGCACGGCCAUAACUGGAUCAUCGUGUACAGUCGACCGGUGUACUUCUGCUUGUGCUGUUUGAUGAUCUGGAUCUUUGACCUGUCGGGGCGCUCCGGCAGCGUGCAGCCCUUCGCCCUCUACGGCGUCACCUUCUUCUCUGCACAUUUCCUGCUCUGCGUCAGGGAUAUGCUCAUCGUGUUUGCCUUGUGUUUCCCGGUCAUUUUCCUGUUUGGGUUGCUACCUCAGGUCAACACUUUUGUGAUGUGUCUGCUGGAGCAGAUGGACAUGCACAUUUUUGGUGGAACUGCCACCACCAGCCCGCUCUCCUCUCUGUUCAGCCUCAUACGCAGCAUGGUGGUGGCGUCUCUGCUGUAUGGAUUUUGCCUCGGUGCGAUUACCGCACCGUGGGGGGACGCCCAUGUGCCAGUACUGUUCUCUGUGUUCUGUGGCCUACUCCUGGCCUUAUCCUACCACCUCAGCCGCCAAAGCAGUGACCCCACCAUCCUGUGGUCACUGGUCAAGUCUAAAUUAUUCCCAGAGUUGGAGAACCGAACGCCAGAAGAACCCCCUGUGGAGAUCAAGGACCCUCUUCCGGAGAAGCUGCGUAGCUCUGUGAGAGAGAUUCUUCAUUCAGACCUCGUCAUGUGUCCCCUUAUGGCUGUGAUCACCUUCGCCAUCAGUGCCAGCACAGUUUUCAUCGCUCUUCAACCUGCUCUCAGCUUUGUCUUGUACAUCCUGGCCGGAGUUGUGGGCUUCAUCACACACUAUCUCCUGCCUCAACUCCGCAAGCAGCUGCCAUGGUUCUGCCUGGCUCACCCCGUGCUCCGCUCUCGAGAGUACAGUCAGUUUGAGGUCCGAGAUGCCGCUCAGCUGAUGUGGUUUGAGAAGCUGUACGCGUGGCUUCAGUGUGUGGAGAAAUAUUUCAUCUAUCCGGCUGUGGUGCUCAACUCCCUCACGUCAGAAGCGCGAACCGUGGGCCAGAACCACAAAGAUCUGGACAUCUACAGCCGAGCUCUGUUCAUCUCAGUAGCGGGCAUGAAGUUGCUGCGUUCAUCGUUCUGUGCUCCGUCGCAGCAGUACGUCACACUCUGCUUCACCGCACUCUUCUUCCAGUUUGACUAUCCACACUUUUCGGAGACCUUCCUAAUCGACUACUACUUCAUGUCCAUUCUCUUCAGCAAGAUGUGGGACCUGCUGUACAAGCUGCGCUUCGUGUUGACCUACAUCGCCCCCUGGCAGAUCACCUGGGGCUCUGCCUUCCAUGCCUUCGCUCAGCCAUUCGCUGUUCCCCACUCUGCUGUGCUCUUCGUCCAGGCCAUCUUUUCCGCCAUUUUUUCUACCCCUCUCAAUCCUGUCCUCGGCAGUGCGGUGUUUGUCACUUCGUACACAAGACCGGUAAAAUUCUGGGAGCGAGACUACAACACCAAGCGCGUUGAUCAUUCCAACACCAGACUGGCCACUCAGUUAGACCGCAACCCAGGGGCCGACGACAACAAUCUGAACUCCAUUUUCUACGAGCACUUGACGCGCUCUCUGCAGCACAGCCUGUGUGGGGACCUGCUGCUCGGCCGCUGGGGCAACUACACCACAGGCGACUGCUUCAUCCUCGCCUCCGACUACCUCAACGCUCUGGUGCACAUAGUCGAGAUCGGCAACGGCCUGGUCACCUUCCAGCUGAGGGGUCUCGAAUUCAGAGGUACCUACUGUCAGCAGAGGGAGGUAGAGGCCAUCACGGAAGGAGUAGAGGAGGACGAAGGCUGCUGCUGCUGUGAACCCGGUCACCUUCCCCACAUGUUGUCAUUCAACGCUGCCUUCGGACAGCGCUGGCUGGCCUGGGAGGUGGCCGCCACCAAGUAUGUGCUGGAGGGCUACAGCAUCAGCGACAACAAUGCAGCCUCCAUGUUGCAGGUGUUCGACCUCCGUAAGAUCCUCAUCACGUAUUAUGUCAAGAGCAUCAUCUACUACGUGAGUCGAUCUUCUAAGAUGGACGAGUGGCUGACUAACGAGAGCAUUCAGGAGGCUCUGCGGCCCUGUUUCGGAUCCAACUACGUAGACGGUGACCCCACUUUCAACCUGAACAUCGAUGAGGACUACGACCACAGGGCCUCUGGCAUCACCUCCUCGUCUUUCUGUAUGAUUUACCUGGACUGGAUUCAGUACUGCAACAGCCGGCGUCAAACGCCGGUGACUUGUGAAAGGGAUUCUCCACUUGUCAACCUGUGUUUCGGGCUGUGCAUCCUGGGCAGACGAGCUCUGGGGACGGCCUCCCACAGCAUGUCUGCAAGCUUGGAGCCAUUCCUCUAUGGCCUUCAUGCACUUUUCAAGGGAGACUUUCGCAUUACGUCUCCGAGGGACGAAUGGGUGUUUGCAGAUAUGGACCUGCUGAACCGAGUCGUGGCGCCGGGAGUGCGCAUGUCCCUCAAAUUGCAUCAGGACCACUUCACAUCUCCGGACGAGUAUGAGGAUCCUGCGGUUCUGUACGACGCCAUAACGGCCAACGAAGAGAAGAUGUUGAUAUCUCACGAGGGGGACCCGGUGUGGCGCAGCGCCAUCCUAGCAAACAUGCCCUCGCUGCUGGCGUUGCGCCACAUCAUGGACGACGGGAGCGACGAGUACAAGAUCAUCAUGCUGAACAAGAGGUUCCUCAGCUUCAGGGUCAUCAAGGUGAACAGAGAGUGUGUGCGUGGCCUGUGGGCGGGGCAACAGCAGGAGCUGGUUUUCCUGCGCAACCGUAACCCAGAGCGUGGCAGCAUUCAAAACGCCAAGCAAGCCCUGAGGAACAUGAUAAACUCCUCGUGUGACCAGCCCAUCGGCUACCCCAUCUACGUGUCCCCUCUCACCACCUCGUACGCCGGGGGGCACGGCCAGCUGCGCUCCGUGUGGGGAGGGCCGGUCAGCCCCCACAACAUCUACGCCUGGCUCAUCAGUAGCUGGGACAGGUUACAGAAAGGCUGUGGGGCCGGCUGCAACAGCGGAGGGAACAUCGAGGACUCUGACUGCGGGGGCGGCUCCAUCUCCAUCUCCACCAACCCGGCCGUUCACACCACCCAGAGUACACCGGCCUCCGGCCUUCCACAGCCGCACGUUACCGCUGUCCAGCCCCCCAUGGACAACCCUUUAGGUCCAACCCACAGCUGGCCUCACCACCCUCAACCGCUCCCAUUAGCUCUGCUCAGCCAAUCAGAGGGCAGGAUGGAGGCGGGACUGCUCACCUCCCUACAACGAACGUCCUCCAUCCAGGGUCUCCUGGGCCAGCAGCUCUCCAGCUCGCAGCUCUCCUUCAGCACCUCUGUGGCUCCGCCUUCUCUGCCGGGCUCGGAGCGCUUCUGCCCGGCGAGCCUCCUGGAGAACUCUGGUCACAGGGCGGGCCAGCGGGGCGGCCUCGGCCCGGUCGGCGGGCUGCACUACGAGAGCCACUUUAGCAAGUGGAGCUUUUCGGGCAGGAAGGGCUUCAACGGACCAGCUGCAGUGGAGGGGGAAGGAGGAACGGUACAGACCAUAUGCACACAGCCAACUCCUCCUGCGCCCUUUCAAGACACCAGUCUGACACAAGAUCCCCUGGGAGCUUCCCAGAUGAUGGAUCCAACCCUGCUGACUGCAGGGGACCCCCCCGCCCCCCGGGAGGAAUCCACAGAGCUGCCUUUACUCGAGCACCUGCGCUGAGUCUGCACUGGGGGAAACCCACAGUGACGUGCUUUGCAGAAAUGCUUUCGUCAUGAAAGCACACCGCAGUCUGGACCGGGCCCGGCUCGCCAACGCCACCUCCUGGGCUCUUUCCGUCAACCCGCUAAACGGCCCAACCACAAGUCAGCUUUUCAUCCUGAUGAUAUUCUUAACUUUGUUUCCUGACAAAGGCACUCGGUGCCUCGGUGGAAAACCUUUUACUGGUGACAUUAGUGAAAGGCCGGUGCAAUUAUAUUGAAUAUUUAGCUUGAGGCGUGAUUACUUUUCCAUACUGGAGAAUUGAUAACCGCUUCUAACUUUCUGUUACUUGACUUCUGCAGCAGUAUUUGUUCUUCGCGUUACCAAUCAAAAAAAAAGACAAACACAUUACUGCUGUAUGUGAAGUGAAGGGUAUGUGGAAACCACGAUAAGCCUUGUUUUUUUCUUUUCCCAACUUUUCCCGUCGUCACCGGACCGCAGUUGUGUGUCGAUAUUUAACAGUUCACAGUGGAGCCUCCGCUUCUCCUUCCCUGCACAUUACACAUAUUCAACAAGAAAAGGAAAAAAAACACACCCUACCAAAACGUCAUCCAUGUUCUCUGGUUCCAUUUCCUACAGAGGUGCCUGGCGACAUCAACAGUUCUGUCCUGGAGCGAGUUUCAGGGGUAAAAAGAAAAGAAAAAACCCUCCCUUCCGUCCCAGCCAAAACGUGGUGCUUUAACCGCUAGUUUACACUCUAUUCAGGCCUGGACGAGAGUCCUGAAUCUGACAAGCAACCCGCAGGAGUGGGGAGACUCUGGACUGAGCUGGUGCCCAUUGAUUUGGAAAUUGUGUUGAUCACAAAGCUACAACCUAGGAGUGUUAGGAACUCAAAGCCUUUUUUUUGGUGAGCGGAAUGUCCUCUAUUUUAAUACUUUACUUGAAGAAUCAUGAGUUCCUCUGUGUUUAAGGUGCACCAAGUUUAUCUCCUUUUGGCUUUUUGGAUCACUGAUCGGAUCCACUCGGCUCAUUACUCGCUCGAUAUAAGGGACCCGGGCUGCUUUGUGUUCUUUGCCUGCAGUACGGCCUCCCGUUACUAUACUACUGCUUCUGCAUCUCCUGCUACUACUAGUGUACCCACAACUACUGCUGCUGUUUCUACAACAGUCAAAUCCAGCGUUUUAGUUGGAAAUGAACAAAGUUUAAUAAAUACUGAAAGCAAAGGUGGAAUAUUUAUUUGACUAAUAUUGUCUCCCAGAUAUCUAAACUGAAUUUGUCAAUAUGGUGUGAUGUAUGGAAUUGGAAAUAUGCCUUUUGUUAACUGCACCUCCACCCCUCCCUCAAUGUGUUUGGUGUCAUCACAUUUGUAUCAUCUCGCCGGUGGCUGUCUUUUUUUAAUUUUGUUAUACAAUAUAACUGGAAGUAUUUCGGAUAAAUUACUCUAAGUUUGGUUUCUUUCCCAGUUCUGUAUGAGUUUCUUUCUGUCCCCCUCUACAUCAAAAAGCAAAAGAAAAUUUGAGGGUUGAAGCAAAAAGAAGACGGCAGUCGACCAAAUUCGUCCCUAAAUAUUUUCCCUCGUUGCAGUUGUCUGCAAUGCUUGAAUGAUUAUUAAUGAAUCGUUUUCUCCCCAGAUUAUCUCUUAGAAACGGGGUUCCCCUCUUGGAGACUUGAAAGCAGGCCAGCGUUCUCAGGGUCUAUAAUUGGAAAGAAAUGUACUAACGCAGGAAGGAGGGAUUUAAAGAAAACUUCUGUUCUAAUGCUGCAGAAGGUGCAACGUGCUUCAGUAUCCUUCACAAAACACCUUCGGACUCCCUUGACUCAGGAAAAUAGACUUUCUGAUGAGUGCUUUUUUUUCCCUUUCUUAUCGCUACAGUCGUCUUGUUUCCAAGGCAACAGGGAGCAAAGUGUGUUUUCUUUGCUGGAAGUGUGGAAAGCACAAGUUAACAGGCAGAUCUGGGUGUCAAUAAAAAGGGAUUUCUAAAUCUCCUAAAAUAUGUACAGCAUGUUUCUUAUAUAAAUAUAUAUUUAAAAUACAAAUCUAUUUUAUUAUUGGAUUUGGGGUUAUUUUACAUUUAAGACACUAUCUUGUGGAUGGACCUUUUGUGUUCAUCAGAAGGGAAAGCUUUGGAGCGGCACUCUUCCAGUUGAAAUGUGCAGUUUGGGAAAAAUCUAAUUUUGCACAAAAUGUAUCAUACACCAUCCUACUUUAUCAUUUUAGGAGGGGAGGUCUUUUAUUUAAGAACUUAAAGUGGAUGUUCAAUGUUCUGUACAGUUUUUUUUAUGUGAUUUUUCUUUUGUUUUUCUCCUAUUUAAAUUAAAGUUUUUUGUGUCCUUGUUUGCAAA